AUGGCAACACAGAAAAUAUUGCAAACAUUCAAGAAACCAACCAAUACUACAAAUCCCAUUUCGUUAUCCGAUUCAGAAGUCGCAGAAAAGAUUGCUAAAACCCUAAUUAAAGCUGGCGUAGAACCCUUUAAAACAACCAACUCAUCUCUGCUUUCCAACCUAAAUUCUCACACAACCAACCUUGUUCUCUCCAACCCAAAUCUCCCACUUCAUUCUUGCUUGACUUUCUUCAACUUUCUGCGAAAAAAUCAAUCCUUUGUUUCUCAUAAACCCGACCUCCAAUCCCAUUUAGGCAUUAUUUAUAGAUUAUUCAAGGCUAGAAAGUUUGCAGAAAUGAAAAAUACUUUGACUUAUAUUGCUGUGGAUAGUAAUCUUAGAUGCCCAGUUUCGAAUCUGGUUUCUUUGGUUGAAGAGAAUGGAUUUAAUAAUGAACCCAGCUUUGUGGAGAAGUUGUGUGAUAUGUUGUUUAGGGUUUAUGGAGAUUGUAAUUUGUUUGAAGAGGGUUUUGGGGUUUUUGAUUAUAUGGUGAGUUGUGAGUUAAAGAUUGAGGAUCGGUCUUGUAUUGUGUUUUUGCUUGCAUUGAAGAGGUGUGAUAAAAUGGAGGCUUGUUUGGGUCUUUUUAAAAGAAUGGUUGACUCUAAUGUGGAGGUUACGGUUUAUUCUUUGACGAUUGUGAUAGAUGGGUUGUGUAAGAGGGGAAGGGUUAAAAGGGCUAAGCAUUUGAUGAUUGAAAUGGCUAGUAAAGGUAUUAAACCGAAUGUUAUUACAUAUAACACACUUAUAAAUGCAUAUAUUAAGAAAAUGGAUUUUGAGGGUGUUAAUGAGAUGUUGAGCUUGAUGGAGAUGGAUAAAGUUGCAUUUAAUGCGGCCACUUAUACUCUUUUGAUUGAUUGGCAUGGAAGUUCUGGUAAGAUUGAUGAAGUUGAGAGGGCGUUUGAGGAAAUGCGUGAGAAAGGGGUUGAAGCAGAUAUUCAUGUAUAUACUGUGGUCAUUAAUUGGAAUUGUAAAAUUCGAAAUACUAAAAGGGCAUUUGCCUUGUUUGAUGAGUUGACUGAGAAAGGCCUUGUUGCCAAUGUUCACACUUAUGGGGCAUUGAUUGAUGGUGUUUGCAAGGCUGGUGAAAUGGAGGCAGCUGAGAUAUUGGUGAAUGAGAUGCAAAGCCAAGGGCUUGAUCUUAAUCAACUGAUAUUUAAUACGCUUAUAAAUGGUUAUUGCAAAAGAGGGCUGAUAAAUGAAGCUUAUAAGGUGCAAGGCAUAAUGGAGAAGAAAGGCUUUAAGAAUGAUAUCUAUACUCUUAACACGAUUGCUGAUGGGUUACGUAAAUUGAACCGGCAAGAAGAAGCAAAGAUGUGGUUGCUUACAAUGAUUGAAAAGGGUGUGGCUCCUAAUGUUGUUAGUUAUACUACUCUGAUUGACAUAUAUUCCAAGGAAGGGAACCUCGUGGAAGGGGAAAAGCCUAAUGCUGUUACAUAUAAUGUUGUGAUUGAUGGUUACAGCAAGAAAGGUAGGAUGAAGGAAGCUUACAAGCUAAAAGAUCAAAUGAGAGCAGAAGGGUUAAUCCCUGACAUAUAUACUUACACAUCCCUUUUGCAUGGAGAAUGCAUUAUUGGGGAGCUGGAUGAGGCAGUGGAACUGUUCAAUGAAGUGCGCCAAAAGGGCUUCCCUCUCAAUUUAGUCACUUAUACAGCAAUAAUUUCGGGCUUGUCCAAGAAAGGAAGGUCUGAGGAAGCAUUUAAGUUGUAUGAUGAGAUGACAGAGGCAGGUCUUACAUCUGAUGAUAGAGUAUAUACUUCACUUGUCGGCAGCCUUCACAGAGUCUAG
This is a messenger RNA of Dovyalis caffra, 1821 nucleotides long. The record is from the annotation of a GenBank genome assembly. NCBI's taxonomy places the organism in Eukaryota, Viridiplantae, Streptophyta, Magnoliopsida, Malpighiales, Salicaceae.